AUGGAAGCGGAAGAGGCUGCGAGAGAUUUGCUACGGGCGAUCUUUGUCACCCCGUCACAGAAAGUCUCUGAGAAGUACAUCGAAGCUGUGAUUGAUGCCGCUGUCUCGUUCACUGUGAAUGUUGUCCCAACAGGAAGUUUAUCGAGAACGAGAGCUCUGGCAAGGGCUUAUACGCUUAUCUUCAUACAUGAUGAUGCUGUUGAGUCGGGAAAUUUCGAUGCAACCAUUCCGAAUAUGUGUAACAAUAAUGAGCGACAUUCUCACACUGCAUUUGACAUGGUAGCCCAGGAAGUCAUGUCUGAGGACACUGCGCAGGGCAGGAGAUUUCUGGACGGUAUGAUGUCGUGA
Molecule: messenger RNA, 348 nt
Organism: Aspergillus fumigatus Af293
Lineage: Eukaryota; Fungi; Ascomycota; Eurotiomycetes; Eurotiales; Aspergillaceae
Source: RefSeq, a predicted model, not a curated record